Molecule: messenger RNA, 1186 nt
Organism: Thunnus maccoyii (southern bluefin tuna)
Lineage: Eukaryota; Metazoa; Chordata; Actinopteri; Scombriformes; Scombridae
Product: immunoglobulin kappa light chain-like
Exons: 5
Coding region: 167-1186 (339 amino acids)
Biological process (GO): response to bacterium
Source: RefSeq, a predicted model, not a curated record
UUGUUGCUGAUAAAGCUCUUCUCAAGGACCAAAAUUAUCAGGGCAAGGGGCACUGAGCACUCUUUCCAAAUUAGGACCUCUGAUUGGCCAAUCAAACACAGUCAUCUCUCUGAAGAGCAGAGAACGUACAGAGAUUCAAUUCAUUCAUCACAGCAUUUGAAGCACGAUGACGCCUCCAUACUUUGCUUUGUUUUUCACAUGUCUGUUUGUGGUGAAUUCAGCUCAUAUGACAUCUUUAAAACAACCAUCUAUACGUUUUGAAUCAGCUAAUGUUGGGGAACGUGUGACUUUGCAAUGCUUUUGUCGAGAUAAUGUUGCAAUGAUGCUUUACUGGUACAAGCAAACUCCGGCACAGAAACCAAAGCUGGUGACUACGUUCUACAGGCAUAACAAAGUUAACACUUUUCAUGAUGAAUUCAAGGACAAUCCACGUUUCUCAUUGGAUACUGAAAACAAUACCCAUCACUUGAUGAUCUCAGGUUUGCGCAUUUCAGACUCAGCUACUUACUACUGCGUCAGUAGCAAUUUAUAUGACUUUGAAUUUGUAGAGGGCACUGCUCUCAAUGUAAAGGGUUCAGGUUUGAACAUCCAAGCUUUGGUCCAUCAGUCGGCAUCUGAGAGCAUCCAGCCAGUGACUCUGAACUGUACAGUACACACUGGGACCUGUGAUGAUGGAGAACACAGUGUUUACUGGUUCAAAAACUCUGAAGAAUCUCAUCCAGGAAUCAUUUACACACAUGGAGGCAGGAAUGAUCAGUGUGAGAGGAACAACAACACACAAACACACACCUGUGUCUACAACUUGCCAAUGAAGAGUCUGAAUCUUUCUCAUGCUGGGACCUACUACUGUGCUGUCGCCUCAUGUGGACAGAUACUAUUUGGAAAUAAGACCAAGCUGGACUUUGAGUAUGAGGUGGACCUUCUUCCCUUGGUGCAUUUCUUGAGCGGAGCUUUGGCAUUCACCACAGUCCUGGUUGUUUUACUGGCUCUCACAGUGUGCAUAAUGAAGAGAAACUGCCAAUGUACAGACUCAACAUUUUCAGCGACGUCUACUCCUAAUGCAGAGUUAGGUCAAGAUGCAGAAAACCUUCAUUAUGCUGCUAUAAGGGAUCACAAGGCCAAAAGAUCAAGAAGACAGCAGGACAACACCUGGAGUGAAUGUGUGUACUCCACUGUAAAGCAGUAG